Molecule: messenger RNA, 1306 nt
Organism: Oppiella nova
Lineage: Eukaryota; Metazoa; Arthropoda; Arachnida; Sarcoptiformes; Oppiidae
Source: the annotation of a GenBank genome assembly
CACUCGACUGAGGGUAGGGUUUGGUUGGACUCCAUCUUUGCUUUCAUAGCAAUCACUGAGUGUUCAGUGAAUGACUUAAUGAGUGAAUGAGACACUCAUCGCAUCCACACAUAUGACAAGCCAUUCAUACACUCAUUGAUACCUUUGUUUCGAUAGGGUUGAACCGAUUGAUGCCAUCAUUGGUUUAGUGAGUGGUUUGGUGUCCAAUCACAUAAAGAAGUCGAUCUAUUGUUCACUGUUUGUGUUGAGGGAACUGAAUGUCAAAACCGAUAUCAUAGCUAUCAGUGGGAUAUAUUCGCGAGUCUUGUGGACCUCUUCCUCAUCAGUUAUGCCAUUACCGUCGCGUUCAAGAGUUUACGCGGACGUGAAUUCUCACCGAUCGAGAGACUACUGGGACUACGAGUCACAUGUGGUCGAGUGGGGCAACCAAGACGACUACCAACUGGUGAAGAAGUUGGGUCGCGGCAAGUACUCGGAGGUCUUCGAGGCCAUCAACAUCACCAACAAUGAGAAGUGUGUCGUCAAAAUACUGAAGCCCGUCAAGAAGAAGAAAAUCAAACGUGAAAUUAAGAUCUUAGAGAACCUGAGGGGCGGACCAAAUAUCAUAGCCCUGCAAGCGGUCGUCAAAGACGCUGUGUCUCGGACACCGGCGCUCAUCUUUGAACACGUGAACAACACUGACUUCAAACAGUUGUAUCAAACGCUCACCGAUUACGACAUCCGCUUCUAUUUGUAUGAAUUACUCAAAGCCUUGGACUACAGCCAUAGUAUGGGAAUAAUGCACAGGGAUGUCAAGCCCCACAACGUUAUGAUAGAUCACGAAAAUAGAAAAUUAAGGCUAAUAGACUGGGGUUUGGCUGAGUUCUACCAUCCCGGCCAGGAAUACAACGUUCGCGUGGCCUCACGAUAUUUCAAAGGCCCGGAACUGCUGGUGGACUAUCAGAUGUAUGACUACUCACUGGACAUGUGGUCAUUGGGCUGUAUGUUGGCGUCGAUGAUAUUCCGAAAGGAGCCCUUCUUUCACGGACACGACAAUUAUGAUCAACUCGUGAGAAUCGCUAAAGUCUUGGGCACCGAAGACUUAUACGAAUAUCUCAAUAAAUAUCAAAUAGAACUCGACCCGAGAUUUGAUGACAUCCUCGGCAGGCAUUCAAGGAAGCGAUGGGAACGGUUCGUUCACAGCGAGAACUCCCAUUUGGUUAGUCCCGAGGCACUGGACUUUUUAGACAAAUUAUUACGCUAUGAUCACACGGAUAGGCUGACGGCCAGGGAGGCCAUGGAUCACGCGUACUUCUGUAUGAAUUGA